Zea mays is the source of this 1180-nucleotide messenger RNA. RefSeq lists its product as uncharacterized. Bases 402 to 851 code for a protein of 149 amino acids. The transcript has a single exon. The record is from RefSeq and is marked predicted. Lineage: Eukaryota; Viridiplantae; Streptophyta; Magnoliopsida; Poales; Poaceae.
CCGCCACUCUCCCUCUCCCAGCCGUUUCUUUCUCCCUCCCCCUUUCUCUCUCUUCUCCCCUGCUCUUUCUCCCAGGCACCCGCGCGCCAGGACGCCGAAGCUGCGCGAGCCGCGCGCCCAGCCCCGUGCCGCGCGACCCCGCUGCCGAGCGCGCCUAGCUCGCAGCGCGCGCGCGAUUUCGCCGAGCACCCGCCCCGAGCCGCCUCUGCACGCCAACCGAGCCGACGCCGCGACCAAGCUCAAGCAUCGACGCGCAGCCACGGAAGCCGACCGCGCCCGCGUGCUGGACGCCCGAGCUCCUGCGCCCCGCGCGCAGCGCCCUGUUCCGACCGAGCGAGCCCGCGCGACCGACCGCGCCAACAACCGAGCAGCCGAAACCGCCCGCGAUCGUUUCCGCGUUAAUGGUGAUUCAAUGCGUUUGUUUCUCCCCGUUACUCCCUCUCCUCUAUGAACGACAUUCAUGGUGCCUUGAAGUCAUGGCCGGCCACCUCCCCGAGCGUCUCUUACUCUUCCCUCUCUCUAUAAAAUGGAUGCCCGAGCCCUCUCCCUUCCCUGUCCAAGCUUUUCCCCAUCGCUACCUCGCCCGGACGUGUUCGUCGGCCGCCGUACGUCGUUCGUCGGAGCUCGUGCCCCGUCAUCCGCUCUCAACCCCAGCCACCUCGCCCCUUCCUCCUUCUCGCAGUGGAGCACGUUCCGUCGUCCGCGCCGUCGCCGAUUCGCUGGACCAUCCACUGCCCUGCAGUGCUCGGACCGCCCGUGGAGCCUCGCCGGAGCGUACCUCGCCGUCCACGCAGCACCUCUGCCGAGACCACCCUGCCCUUCCUCCUGUACCUGAGCAAACUCAAGAUUGAAGACAACCCAAGAUUGUUGAUGUAUUUUCUAAAUCCUGUUUUAAAUUACUUUAUGGAUCUUGUGAUUUAUCGUGGUAUUAUCGAUGCGAUUCACAUGUAUGAUUUUAGAGGUUCGAUAUAUACGUGUAACUAAAAUCGAACCCCGUGACAAUAUUUUGAAAAUGCGUAUGAUUUUAUAAUUUUAAAAAUGAGUACGGUCACUAUUUACUAACUUAGUGAUUUUCAUACUAGAAAUGUUUACGGAUUUGUUUUUACUUUAGUGUGUGGAGCGAUAACCGGUUAUUAUUGGUACAAGUGUAAUUUUAGAAAUUAAAAUAGAAACACUAGGC